AUGAAUCAGAAACACAGAGCAGUUCCAGACAAAGCAUUCUAUGAUUGGAGAGGAUUUGUGCCGACAAGGUCUUUCUGUUUGCCUUAUGACUCCAGUCAAGUUACUUUCUCUCAAUCAUCAUCAAUAUUUCGGGAUUAUUAUACUAAAACCUUUAAAGCCUUUAUUAAAAAGGAGCAAAAACCUAUCAGGCCAGAACCACAAUCACAACCCAGGAUAAAAGAUACUCCAAAUAAAACUGAUAAACAUGACAAUAAAGUUAAAAGAAUUGGACCACACAUAGAAAUCUUCCAAGUAUUCCGAGAAAGAAAAAAAUUCAUGAUUACCCCAAAAUUGAUUAGAAUGGUCACCAUCAUGCAGGCGCAUGUCAGGGGAUGGCUUGAACGCAAAAGAUUGCAAAGAGUAAUGACCAAGGCUUUAUAUCAUGGACCGGAUAUGAAAGCAGUUAUUAACAUGUAUGGCAGACUAAUCCACCGUGUUAGAUAUCGACGUGGUCUUUGGAGGACAAGACAAAUUGUCAACUUAUCAGAGCUAGAGGAAUGGAUGGACCGAAAAAAAUUCUAUGAAAUAAUAUUUGCUAAGAGGGAAUAUUGGCCAAAAAUGGAAAGAAGUGAGCUCCCCAAUUUCUUCAGUGACUGUGGACAUUUCCCAACUCAGAAACAAAUUGAUGAUACUUGGGACCUGGUCCAUCAAGAUGGCAAAGAAAAAUAUUCUGAACUAAUCAAAAAGUCCAAAGCAAUUGAAAUGUUAUUUACACUCUAUCCUCCUGAAGGUGCACAUGUGCCUAACAGUACACUACUCAAGUCAACUUGGUUGAGACCCAUAGUAAAUGGGGAAGAAGGUUAUAAAUAUAUAGCUUUAACAAUACUGCUUCAAGCUGAUAGUGGUUUAAGAUGA
This is a messenger RNA of Mandrillus leucophaeus (drill), 894 nucleotides long. RefSeq lists its product as uncharacterized. The record is from RefSeq and is a predicted model, not a curated record. Gene Ontology annotation, molecular function: protein binding. The transcript has 8 exons. Lineage: Eukaryota; Metazoa; Chordata; Mammalia; Primates; Cercopithecidae. The coding region runs from base 1 to 894 and encodes 297 amino acids.